This is a messenger RNA of Phytophthora sojae, 2505 nucleotides long. RefSeq lists its product as hypothetical. Lineage: Eukaryota; Oomycota; Peronosporomycetes; Peronosporales; Peronosporaceae. The transcript has a single exon. The coding region runs from base 1 to 2505 and encodes 834 amino acids. The record is from RefSeq and is a predicted model, not a curated record.
AUGAAGCUCUUCUGCGCGAUCGAUGGUGGGGCAGGCCCCGCGUUCUCGGUGCGAGCGGACGAGAGCGACACGGUGGACGACUUGAAGAAGGCGAUCAAGAAGGAGAAGACGAACGACCUCAAGGACAUCGACGCAGACAAGCUGCAGCUCUUCUUGGCGAAGAAGGCAGACGGCGGAUGGCUCCCAGACGACGAUGACCUGGACAGGAUGCUGCAGAACAAUGUUGACACCUCGAAGAUGGAGAAGUUGCGCGCGUCGCGGAAUUUGGAGGAACUGUUUGGGACUGGCGCUUCGCUUGGAAAGAACGUGGUGCACGUGCUGGUGGUUGUUCCAAAGGGGGGAGAUGUCGAGCACGACAGGGUGGAUGUGCCGAAGGGACGUGCUGUGGAUACGACUUCGUGUGAUGAUCUCCUCGCGUUCCUGGAAAGUGAAAUGGCCAACAAGGAAGAAAUUGUGGUAAACCGUAACAUUUUAGGUGCCGAAAGUUUACAGUUUCGAUUGGUUGGAAGAGAAGAGGCAAUUAAGACCGCAGCGGAUUGCUUCAACCGAAUCAUCGAGGCUAAUCGUGGUACAGGCUCAGACCGCACUCACCGUCCUAUACCUGUUUGCUCUGGAAUUUCGGGUUUGGGGAAAACGCGUAUGCUGGAGGAAAGUGGCACGAUUCUUGAAGAGAUGAAAUUGGACCCCAAGUACGUUAUUCGCCUGAUUGUUCCGUACUACAAUGGAUAUAAGCCAAUACCAGUCGAGCGGUCGAUGCCGAUUGAGGCGUCUUUCUCGUGGCGGCUUUUGUAUCGUUUUUUUCUGGACAAUAACUGCGCGUUUGAUUUCGUCACGUGGUUCGAGUCACGGCUACCUUGUAAUGGAAGUCAGCUGACUUUUCGUAACUGCAUUAAAAUUAUUGAGCGCAAGUUGCGUCAGAGCGUGCAAGUACAAAGGAUGCAGUGCAUCUUUGUUGGCAUCGAUGAAUACCAAAAGAUUGAAAAACUAAGGACCUCUGGAGCAAAUGCCGGCACGUCAAUCCUGCGCGAACUCGUGGAAACCAUAGCACAUUUCCUGUGUACGAAGUCGUCAAGUCUGGUUGUGUUGCCCAUGUUUGCAGGGACGGAUUUGGGCGUCAUUGCACCGGAUUCAAUCGCCAAUUCCUCGUAUUAUGUGACCAAGCGGCUUCCCAUGACCCUCUUGACCCUGGGGCAAGUGCUCACCUCUGUGGAGAGCAAUGCAAAUUUUGCUGGGUUCUUGCGACAUACUCAGGUCUAUCGCCAUUUGUUCGCUCUUGGAGGUGUUCCACGGUGGGUUGUCGAUUACCUAUUGGGACUGAAGAGGUGCUCGGAACCAGAUACAAUUACAUUGAAGAGCAUCAAAAUGUGCUUCGAGGGCGUCUGGACAACCUACGUCGAUGCUUACACGGGGUUAAUAUCAACCCAUCAGCUCGUCCGUUUGGCAGCCUAUGCCGUGUCGGGUCGACAGGUUCGACACCAAGACGCGUUCGAUAAACAGUUCAAGUGGUCCAAACUUCGAGAUUCCUCGAUAUGCGUGCUCAACCCAUCAUCAUCCACACCUAGAGUUUGCGAUGUACGGGUUCCCUACGCGCUGUUGCAGAGUAUCGCGUCGAGUGAUGAUAUGACGAGCAAAGCAGAAAUUUUUUUUGCAGCAGCUUUAAGUGACAUUGAAGAACUGGUGGAUUCGGAACUGUUCGUCCGUGAGCCGUGGCAGUCGUGGGAGAUGUUCGGUGCUUGUUUCUAUGCUGCUCGAAUCAAUGCCUUGCUGGUGCUUGGGCACUCGACUGUGACGCUGGGAGAGCUUCUGCCGGGGGCGCUGAUGAGCGAUGACACGCGUCGCAUUUCCGUGAAACUUGCUCCGUCAAGAGUGUUUGAGUGUGCGGAAAAAUAUGGUUCUUCAACUCCCAAAGUCGUUUCACGAAAAGACCAUCUAGCGGAAAAAGCCGACUGGACGUCAAGUGGCAACAUCAUUGUGAAUGGGGUUGGUGGAGCUGGCGUCGAUAUUUUCUUUGCUCUGAAGGAUGCUCUCUCUGAGAAUUUGAUUGUCUUUGUGGACCAAAGAAAACGGCAUUUCGGUAAAUUUCAGCCAAAAUCAGCAAGGGAGUAUCUUCGCAAGCUGAGGAAAUCCCGCCCUGCAUUUCUCGAGAAAGGCACGCGUUUGGUGGGAGGGGUCAUGAAUUGUGUUGCCCCGUCAAAUCUUGAGGACUAUGUUGUGCCGAGUGAUUGCUUCCUCUUGACCCGAGACGAGACGGAGCGGUUCCAUGGAACAUUGGCGUAUCAUCCAGCAUGUACACCUAUCGUCCCAAUGAAUUCAGCCAACAAAACAGCUCUCAAGUCGGUGCUUAAAGGCAGUGAGGAACAUGUUGACAAAGCCGCCGAAGAAAUUUUGAGGAAGAGGAUGGAACCUAGCGGAGGAUUCAUCGACUACAAGGCAAUGCGUUCACAUUUCAAAGUCAUGAAGCUGGAUGUUGAGGUUGAUACCGAGUACGCGGUUUGCACAGGUUAA